This is a messenger RNA of Rotaria sordida, 424 nucleotides long. NCBI's taxonomy places the organism in Eukaryota, Metazoa, Rotifera, Eurotatoria, Philodinida, Philodinidae. The record is from the annotation of a GenBank genome assembly.
UGCUAGAUAAAAGUGAUGACGAAAAAUUGUUCAAUAGAAUUCAUUUUUUUAUUUUUUAUUUUUUCUAGUUGUAUAUUUCUAUAUGAUUUUUAUUUAGUAAUAUCAUUUUAAAUCGAAUUUUAUGCAUGUGAUUUAACAUUAGUCAACCGUGAUUUGGCUUUAAUUGGUAUUGAAGAUAAUAAUAUCAAUGUAAUUAUUCGAUUUUUGUUUUGUUUUCGAUAUUUUCAUUAUAUAAUUUUGAUUUGUUUAGAAUUUUACAUUUGAACCAUCACUUACAAUUACAAUAUUAAGUGGAAAAACAAGGAAAUGUAAUGAAAAAAUUGAAUAUUUAUCUAGAAAUGAACGAUCCACAAAUAUUUCAAUUAAUCGUAAACAACUUCAUCGAGAUAUUUUACCUAAUAUUGAAAAACUUAGAUUAAUUUGA